UACCCGUUUCUUCUUUCUGCUCCAGCCCGUCCUCCAAGAAACACAGCUGAGCCAUGGACGCCGCCGCCGCCGCCGCCGCUGCCACGGCCGCCGGCGACGAGGAGCAGGACCAGGCGCGGAUGGACGCCAUCGCCGAUGGCCUACAGACCCGAGACGCGAUGCGGCUGUACAACUGGCUCACGCAGCGCUGCUUCUCCGACUGCGUCGUUUCCUUCUACCGCCGGGCGCUCGGCAAGCGCGAGGAGGAGUGCGUCCGCUCCUGCGUCCGCAAGUACCAGCUCUUAUCCACCGCGUCCGCCACGCGCUUCGCCCACUUCGCCGACCCCAACAACUCCUCUUCGGCAGCAUUCGACGAUUGAUUCACCGCUGCUCUUGCCCAUCGACGCCUCUGUACGAGCCCAAUUCGUUGUCAUCUUCUUGCUUGCAGGCCCGCUACUUUGUUUGCUUCAGUUCUUCAGUCUAGCUUAGCUUUUGCUUUGUGAUCUCAAGGAAACUGAAACACGACGGCAUAAGACGAGAAUAGCAGUUACUAUCAUUAGGAAUUGGAAGGCCAAGAGUGACUGAUUUGUGCCACACAAAAAGUUUGAAAUUUUGAUGAAUGAAUCGAUGGAUGGAUUCUUCAUGUCCUGCUGUUUGCCCUCUGAAUGAAUUUUGUUAUUCCAACUACACCUUGCAUGGUAAUAACUUGAUAUGGAUGCAAAAAAGAAUUCUUUUCCAUCUCA
Panicum hallii is the source of this 722-nucleotide messenger RNA. Its product is annotated as mitochondrial import inner membrane translocase subunit Tim9-like. The record is from RefSeq and is a predicted model, not a curated record. The transcript has 2 exons. Bases 54 to 359 code for a protein of 101 amino acids. Lineage: Eukaryota; Viridiplantae; Streptophyta; Magnoliopsida; Poales; Poaceae.